AUGUCUUCGCCAUCCACCAGCCAGACCACCAACGCAUCCGGACAAAUGUCGGACCUUCUCAAUUGUGCACAAAUGGAGAAGAAGAGUGUGAAAAAGAAGGAAUUGAAAAAAGAAAAUUCAAGAAUGAAAAAGGAAAUAGAAGAGAUGCAGAAAAAGCACAAAGAGGAGAUUGAAAAAUUGAAAAUGGAGGUACAAGAGGUUCAAAAAUCAAAGAGAAAAGUGGAGAAGGCGUUGAGAGAAGAAGAAAACAGAAACGAGGAGUUUUAUGACGAAAUGACAAAGAACCCAACGUGGAGCCAACUUAUGAAAGCUAUGGGGAGAGCGCAGGAUGAAAAUAAAAAGCUUCGAAAGAAGGUGGACAAAUUGGAGGAAUAUGAAAAACUGUAUAAGGAGGCAGUGUUAGACAAGUAUGUCUGUGAAAGAGAGCUAAAGUGCUUCAAAAAAGGAUUCAAUGAAAUGGGAAAAACCGUCAAUUCGGAGGAGUUUGGACGGAAGGAGAAAUUCAAGCAGAUGGCAGAGAAAUUGGUUGAGAUUAAAAGGAAAAUGGAAGAUGAAGCAAAGGAGCUCGUGAGCGAAAACAAUCAGAAGGACAUUCCAUCCACUUCAGGAGGACCACCACAGAAAAAAGACCACGACGCUCCAGAAUCUCCAGUGAAUGAUGAUUUUCAACCAAAUCCAGCUAAUCGAAAUCCAGAAGUUCCAGAAGUAACUUUGGAAAUGUACAUGGCUGCAAAGGACGCAGAUAAGACGGCCAAAGCUUUAUUGGAGAAACAAAAAAAGACUAUUGAAGAUUUGGAAAAGACGAUAGAGGAAAAUGAACCUGAGACAGAAGAGAAAAAGAAGGCACUGACAGCUAAAAUCGAUAAAGCUAAGAGAAAGCGUUCCAAAGCUUCUAAUUCGAAAAAAACUUUUGAAAAUCUAACUGAAGAGAAAAGAAAUCGAGGGAAUGAUAUAGAACUGAGAAUAAUAGAGAUGGAAAAGGAGAAUGCGAAGAUGAGGAAGGAGUUGGGAUCGGAUUUUAUAGAAACGUCGUAUAAAGAGAAAAUUGAGGAGUUGAAAGCCAAAAUAAACAAAGCGAAGGAGUCAAAAAGAAAAUCCCAAGAUACGGAGAAACAUGAAGACAAUGGUACAAGUAUUAAACUCGUUCAGGAACUGAAGCGUAAAAUAAGAGAAGAUUAUCAUCUCAAAAAACUUUUAGAUUCGUUGAAAAAAACUAAAGAAGAUAAUGCUGAGCGAGAAGAGCAGACACAGGAAGUGGAAGGAAAUCUGAAUGAUCGCAUGGAUAGAAAUGUGAUGGAAGGAAAGUUGGGGUGCUUCAAAAAUGUAUUCGCUGAAAUUGAAGGAAUUGACAAAUUGAAUGGGAUUAGGGUGGAGGAAAAAUACAAGAAAAUGUAUGAGAAGUUGCGGGAAAUUGAAGGAAAACAACGAAAAAUUGAGGAUGAGAUGAGGAUAAAACUAAAUGAGCUUGAUAGACGUGAGGACGUGCCAUCAACUUCAGGACCACGACGACUAAACUAA
Messenger RNA from Caenorhabditis briggsae, 1518 nucleotides. Bases 1 to 1518 code for a protein of 505 amino acids. NCBI's taxonomy places the organism in Eukaryota, Metazoa, Nematoda, Chromadorea, Rhabditida, Rhabditidae. The record is from RefSeq and is a predicted model, not a curated record. The transcript is spliced from 5 exons.